Nipponia nippon (crested ibis) is the source of this 5122-nucleotide messenger RNA. The record is from RefSeq and is a predicted model, not a curated record. Lineage: Eukaryota; Metazoa; Chordata; Aves; Pelecaniformes; Threskiornithidae.
AUGGGGAAGGACCAGGAACUGCUGGAAGCUGCUCGCACUGGGAAUGUGGCUCUGGUGGAGAAACUCCUCUCUGGGAGGAAAGGAGGGAUCCUGGGCAGUGGAUCUGGAGCUAUUCCCUUAUCCAGCUUACUGAGCAUCUGGCGAGGACCCAAUAUAAACUGCACAGACAGUUCAGGUUAUACUGCUUUACAUCAUGCAGCUUUAAAUGGACACAAGGAUAUAGUUCUCAAAUUACUUCAGUAUGAAGCAUCAACGAAUGUGGCAGAUAAUAAAGGUUAUUUUCCUAUUCACUUGGCUGCUUGGAGAGGAGAUGUAGACAUUGUGAAGAUUCUCAUCCAUCAUGGGCCAUCACACUCCAGAGUGAAUGAACAGAACAAUGAAAAUGAAACAGCACUGCAUUGUGCCGCUCAAUAUGGUCAUUCAGAAGUAGUUGCUGUUCUGUUAGAAGAGCUAACAGACCCAACAAUAAGGAACAACAAACUAGAAACACCUCUGGAUCUGGCAGCACUUUAUGGACGUCUGCGUGUUGUAAAAAUGAUCAUCAAAGCAUAUCCAAACCUGAUGAACUGUAAUACAAGAAAACACACUCCUUUGCAUCUCGCUGCACGUAAUGGCCACAAAGCUGUUGUACAGGUGCUUCUGGAGGCUGGAAUGGAUGUCAGCUGCCAAACAGAAAAAGGGAGCGCACUACAUGAAGCAGCCCUAUUUGGAAAGGUGGAGGUGGUACGCAUUUUGCUUGAAACAGGAAUUGAUACCAACAUAAAGGACAGUUUGGGUAGAACGGUUUUAGAUAUUCUUAAAGAACAUCCAUCUCAGCAGUCACUGCAAAUUGUGGCUCUACUUCAAGACUAUAUGGAAACAGGAAAUGCAAGUAUUUCAGAGGAGCGCCCACUGGAAUGCGCAGAACAUCAGUCUUGCAUUUUGUCCCCAGAAGUUCCUCCGUCUCCAAAGGCUAAAAGUGAAGCUGUGACUGGAGAAUUAUCAAAGCUCUUAGAUGAAAUCAAAUUGUGCCAAGAAAAGGAAUACUCUUUUGAAGAUCUGUCUCAUACAAUAUCAGACCAUUAUCUGGACAAUUUUAGUAAAGUAUCAGAGGAAGAACUUAUGACCAGUGGAAGCCAAACCAAGCUUAAUGUAAGGCCUUCUUCAACAUGUUUAUCACCAAGAGAGGAAGAAGAUGAUGACGCAGGUGAAAAUACUUGUGGUCCUUCAGGUUUAUGGGAGGCAUUGACACCUUGUAAUGGUUGCAGGAACCUCGGAUUUCCCAUGCUUGCACAGGAAUCUUAUUCAAAGAAGAGAGUUUAUGCAUUGGAAGCAAUACCCUCAGUACCUCUGGAUGCAGUUCCUUCAGAAAAUGACAGCAGUCUUUGUGAUUCGAUAGACAUAGCAGUGACCAAAAAACCUUGUUCCCUAGAGAUAGCAAGAGUACCUUCCUCAAGACCAGAUAAUGCACCUCAGGUAGCAGUUACCGCACCAGGAUCUGGUAACCAUAGAAACAGCUCGACAGGCCCAACACCUGACUGCUCUCCUCCAUCACCAGACACUGCACUUAAAAAUAUAGUGAAAGUUAUACGUCCUCAGCCCAAGCAGCGCACAUCAAUAGUAUCUUCUCUGGAAUUUCACCGAAUGAAUCACAGCCACAAUUAUUUUGAAAUCAACUCGUCCAUUGGCUGUACAAGUUUUAUUUCUACUCCUGCAAUCAGUCCAGCUAAUUAUUCCUUUGGAUCUCUGGAAUACAAAAACACUGGAAGAAUCAGUGUUAUUUCAAAGCAAGUUGAUCCUGAACCCCCACAGCAAUUUUUAGCUGGGCAGUUUGCAGGUUUGCUUCAUGGAUCAUCACCUGCAUGUGACCCACCUGAUAAUCCACUCCAGCUCUACAGCAAAGCAAACCAAUGCAGUGGUCCACUAGAGAAAAGCAUUUUGAGCAAGAGCACCGUGCAGCAGAUACAGCUACGGAAAGAAAGCAACGCUGAUCCUCCUGUUAAGAAAAAAAAGCCACCAGUUGUAAACAGAACCAUAUUUCAUACUAAAACUAAACCAGUAGAAAAUCAUACAUUGGUUGGCACAUCAGCAAGGAUAAGUGAACAGUGGGUUAUUACUACUGGGGGAUUUGUGGAGCGAGCAUGCACACUUGGGAGAAUACGAUCCUUACCAAAGACUUUGCUUGAAAUGCAUUUGUGCAAAAAUGUUUCAAAAUCUGAUUCUAAUCUUAUCACCCAUCCACCAAAUGACAAAAAAGCAAGAAGCAACUGGAGUGAACCCACACCAAACCAACAGUGCUCCAAAGGGAAUUCGGAGAGAACACCUUCCUUCACAUCAGAAUGGGAAGAAAUUGAUAAAAUCAUGAGUUCAAUAGAUGCUGGAAUUAAUACUGGACUGGGGGAGAUGAAUGAUCACACUACAAGACCCCGAUGCCCUGUCCAGACAGUGGGACAAUGGUUGGAAAAUAUUGGGCUACCUCAGUAUGAAAACCACUUGCUGGCUAAUGGAUUUGACAAUGUGCAAUUUAUGGGAAGCAAUGUAAUGGAGGACCAGGAUCUCUUGGAAAUAGGAAUACUUAACUCUGGACACAGACAGAGAAUACUCCAAGCAAUCCAGCUUCUCCCAAAGAUGAAGCAGAUUGGUCAUGAUGGCUACAACCCCACCUCUGUAGCUGAAUGGCUGGAUUCCAUUGAACUGGGUGACUAUACCAAAUCCUUUCUAAUUAACGGCUAUACAUCGAUGGACCUUGUGAAAAAAAUCUGGGAGAUUGAAUUAAUUAAUGUCUUAAAAAUUAGCUUGAUUGGCCACCGGAAGCGCGUUCUGGCAUCUUUGGGAGACAGGCUUCACGAAGAUCCGCCUCAGAAACCACCUCGGUCAAUAACCCUCAGGGAACCCAGCGGUAACCACACUCCUCCUCAGUUGUCUCCAUCACUUAGCCAAAGCACUUUCACUACUGGUGGCUCCCUGGACGUUCCCCACAUUAUCAUGCAGGGCGAUGCAAGGAGAAGAAGAAAUGAAAACUAUUUUGAUGAUAUUCCCCGGUCAAAGCUGGAGAGACAGAUGGCACAGACAGGAGACUGGGGAGAGCCUUCAAUUACCUUGCGACCUCCAAAUGAAGCCACAGCAUCAACGCCUGUACAAUAUUGGCAACAUCAUCCAGAGAAACUUAUCUUCCAAUCAUGCGAUUAUAAAGCAUUUUAUUUAGGUUCUAUGCUGGUAAAAGAGUUAAGAGGCACAGAGUCAACACAGGAUGCGUGUGCAAAGAUGAGGAAGCGGUGGGAGAAGUCUACAGAACAAAUGAAGAAAGUACCAACCAUUGUCCUGUCUGUCUCUUACAAGGGAGUGAAAUUUAUUGAUGCAACAAAUAAGAAUAUUAUUGCUGAACAUGAAAUCCGUAACAUUUCCUGUGCUGCACAAGACCCUGAAGACCUUUCUACAUUUGCGUACAUCACUAAAGACUUGAAGACUAAUCAUCACUACUGCCAUGUAUUCACUGCGUUUGAUGUGAAUUUAGCUUACGAAAUCAUUCUUACACUAGGACAAGCAUUUGAGGUGGCCUAUCAGCUUGCACUACAAGCACGAAAAGGGGGCCAUUCUUCAACCCUCCCAGAAAGCUUUGAAAAUAAACCCUCCAAGCCUAUUCCCAAACCACGUGUUAGUAUUCGGAAGUCAGUGCAGAUAGAUCCAUCUGAACAAAAGACUCUUGCGAAUCUACCAUGGAUUGUUGAACCUGGACAAGAAGCCAAAAGAGGCAUUAAUACCAAGUAUGAAACUACAAUUUUCUGAUACAAAACUGUCCCCCUGUUCCUUGUUGUGCCUUGCACGCCAAGCAGUCACAGCACAGCCUUUCCUUUAUGGCAACGUUUCAAUCCAGCAGAGAGGAAGACUGCACUGUAUGAGUGGCCUUGUAACUAACAAAAAAGGCUGACAGUCAUUUCUGGUGAUGUUCUUCUUCCUGCAGCACUGACAGAAGAAUGACACUAUAUGAAGACUUUUGAAAUUACAGUCCACAAGAGGAGUGAGAAACCUUAUUUUUCACGCAGUUCUCCCUUGUGACUCUGCCACAGUGCUUUCUUUGAUUUCUUAUUUUAGAAUUCUACUUUUUAAAAGAAACAAAAGGUCUCUAAACUAACACUAAUGCUGCCUAUGAGUAAAAUAUUUGAUUGGUUUUUUAUUUAAAUCUUGGCAGUUUUUAAUUGAAAUAGAACCAGAAUUAAUAAGUAGAGUAUUUGUGAAACCACUGAACUCAUUAAUAAUUACUGUGUUGAAAUAAGACCUCAUUAAAGUGACAAGAAAUUAGGCACCCUGAUUUCUGUGUGCGCUGGUUUUAUAUGUAAUCAUUGGUGUCCUUUGAUCCUCUACAGAAAUAGGAACCUCUUGCAUUGUAACAAAGGAUCAGAGUUUUAUGAAUGGUUAGAAAAAGGUAUUAAUAAUGCACAGAAAACAUUUAUUAGAUAUUUUUAUGGAAGAGAAGUACUAUAGGAAAACAUAUGAAUAUUUAUGGAAGGAAGCCAGAUUAAUUAUGACAAAUAUUGUUUAUUUUAAAGUUAAGUAAACCACUGCUAUUGCAGCAUUAUGAAAAUCAUAAAAGUUGUAGCAUCAGUGCACUGGAUGUUCCAUGUGAUCAGUAUGGAAUGAAAGUGGAAUGGUCAUUCUACUACACCUACGUAUAGUUUAUGCAGUUCAACAUUGCUAUAGCCAUGAAUUCUACUAGUAUUUUUAAAAAAAUAAUCUCAGUGGUUCUAAAAAAAAGUCAAAACCAUGGAUUUUGCUAUCAAGAUUUCUGUCACAGAAAGCUUGUUUGGAAGAGUGUUGAUAAAAUUCUACUGCAAAACAUUUUCUAAGUAAAAAUAGCGAGAAAAAGAAAAAAAUUCCAAAGUAAUAAAAAUGUUUUCAUGGAACAAAAUAGUUAGCAUUUGCUUACUAUUUGAUUAAAUAAGAUUUACUUACAUUUUCUUUGAAGUGUUUUAAUUUUUUUAAUGUCUGUGGAGUAUUUGUAUAAUACCAUGAUGUAUAUUUAUGUAGAACUGAAAUUAUAACAGUACAAAUAUCACUAUAGGAGAAAAAUGACAUUUUAACGUAUAUUGUUCUAUCCAGUCAAAUUGUGAAUCAUUUUGAAGUUCAUUAUAGAGAUAUUGAUAAA